Cyprinus carpio (common carp) is the source of this 5878-nucleotide messenger RNA. Its product is annotated as rab11 family-interacting protein 3. Gene Ontology annotation, biological process: regulation of cytokinesis; endocytic recycling. The record is from RefSeq and is a predicted model, not a curated record. Gene Ontology annotation, cellular component: midbody; endocytic vesicle; recycling endosome membrane. Gene Ontology annotation, molecular function: calcium ion binding. NCBI's taxonomy places the organism in Eukaryota, Metazoa, Chordata, Actinopteri, Cypriniformes, Cyprinidae.
AGACAGCAGAGGUUGUGUAUUGCUGCUGAUGAGAGAGAGAGAGACAGAUAUAACUAAAACAUAAUCCGUCGACUAAAAAACAGUACCUCUCAUUUUAAAUUUUGGAUUUCAGGUUAAAGGAUAAAUCGCCGCCGAAGGAUUCAAAUAAAAGGGAUUCGCGCUUUAUUGUGCGAUCAUCGGUGGUCUCGAGCUGAUUUGAUCCCGCUAACAGGCUAAUAACAAGCGCAGGUGGAUGACUCGCGAGGCUCGACCUGGACGUUGGCCUGUUUUUAAGAGGAUUAAAACGCCUAGCAUCAAACCAAAUUAAGGAUUUAAAUCAACUCUGACGGGAACCAGAAACAUAGCACGGGUCUUCUUUAUUUAGAACUGGAAAAUCAAAUGAGCGGGGGUCGUGUGGGCCAGCUAACGUUAGUCGGCUAUUUGGUUUACCUCAGAUGUGGAGGAUGCUGAUGCUAACCGCGCUAGAACAAUCUAUCAUUUAAAGGGUUUCGUUUUUGUUUUUAGUCUUAUGACAGCUGUUUAGAACAUAGUCUAUUGUGCUUAACAUGUAAAAUAUGUAAAGCUUUAUUCUCUCAGACAGCGAGACAAUCAGGGUGUAAUGAUUGAAUACACUGCCUCGUGUUUAUAUGUCAUAACCAGACUUUAAUAAUUACUAGUUAAACCAGGGAAGUGUCUUGCCUGUUAUAAGUGUACCAUUAAUGUGAACUUAUAAUGAUUUGCUAAUGAGGCAGGCACAGUUUUUUAAUACUAGGAAGUUAGGGGUUAUGAAUUAACUCAAAUGGACUUUGGAUAUACAGUGCAAUGAUAUAGCUUUCUAUUUUAUGUAAUUUCAUGUAUUCUCUUAUACAUGUAUAGAUUCUAAAAUUGUAUUUUUCAUAAAGUUUUUUUUUUAUGAGUAGCAAUCUUAAGCAGUGAAGUAAUCCUGUUAUUAUUUGUGAUUAGGAUGUGGAUCAGCAUGUUUUGAGAAGUCUUAUGUUAAAUGGAUUAGACGUGACUUUGAAUGCGAAACAGGGCCAACUUUUUUUAUUUAAUUUUUUUUGUGGUGAGAUUUGCAUAUCGGAAAAAAAUAUGAGCUGUAUUACAGCAGUGAAACAUUAUCCCUGUGUCUGCAAAAGUAAACAGUAGUUGAUCAUUUACAGGGAGGUGGACGCUUACGCAUGGGUCUCGACAAGGAUAUUUAUUUUGGUGCGUAUGCUGGAAGAGGCCACCAACUGCUUUUGAAUUCCGAACAUAAUUACCUUGUGGGAUCAUAACAAAGGAUUCGAAUUUCCGGAAUAUUUCCAUUUGUCAGAGGAGAGAACUCUUCUUUUCAAUGGAGCAAGUUCUCUCCAGCCCUCAGGGGUGUUCUGAGUGGGAGGUGAGCGGGAAAGCUGAGUGGGAAUCCGAGCAGAAUCCCCUCGGAUUUCUCCUUAUGGAUAAAGAAAACAGUUCUGUUGGUGAUUCUACUAAUGACAUUUUUCAGGAAAAUGCCAUAAACCUAGAUGACCUGUUUUGGUCCUCUCAGUAUUCCGGGCAGACGUAUUCCUGGGAAAAUGGUUUGGAAUGUGUCUAUCCCGAAUGGACGACUCAGCCUCAUCCUUCCCAAGAUCUCAAAGUAGAGGGUUCUCCUGGAGGUUCUGAAAUUGUUGAAGGAGAUCUCAUCUGUUUCAAUUCUAGAUCUACUAGUCCAACGCUCUCUAACAUACCUGUGCAGAACCAAAACAACUUUUAUGACCUUCCUGAACAGGUGCCUGAUUUCCUGCAACCUGUGGAGGUUACUGCCACUUCAAACUCUCUGGAUGUGUACACAGGUGAGAUGGGUAUUACUGACCCCACAAUUCAGUCUGACAAAGCAAUACUACAAGAAACUCGCCUCCUUGAGGACACACUUUUAACAAACUGUGAAUUCAGCCACGAUUCCUUAGAGGAAAGAACAUUUGUGAAGAACGACAGUCAGUGCUUGCUUCAUCUCACUCUGGAAUCUGAAGGUUUGUUGCCCAUUUCUCCUGUGGCGUUGUCAUGUACAGAUACGAACUCAAAUCCCAAGCCUUCAGUUAUUUGUCAGACACCUUUAUCUACACCAGAACACAUCUACCUCCCAUCCUCAACCCUUUCCUGUGAGGCCAUCCCUCUGACGACCUGUACAGAAUCAACCGUCCUGUCAUUUCACAAGGAUAGUGCUCCCCUUCCAAUGAAUGAGAUAGAGAUGUUGUUACCUGGUCUGCUGGUUGGAGGUCUAUACGAUGAACAGGAGAGUAGUAAGCCCUCAGCUAGUAACGAGACCCAUGACGAUGAUCUUCAGAACCAAGACACGACAGACGUUAACAUAGAAACAACACAACUAUCUUCUGAAGCAGAAACUGUCUGUAUGACUCCAUUAGGUGAGUCUUGCAUAUCACCUGAACUUUGUGAAGAAAUGUUGUGUGAUUUAUCCACAGAAUGCACAUUUGAUGUAUUAUUGGAAACGGUUGGAGAAAAGAUAGAGGAGGUGGUUGUGUCCAAUGUUACAACUGAUAACGUUUUUUCUGAAGCGAAAACAGAACUCACACCAACUGCUUUUGUUGAUAUACAAGCAGAAGAUCCUUCAACUGAAAGCCUACUUGACAAAGAUGAACAGAAAGAGUCUACAACAGCCUUGCCAGUCAACACAUCUGAGCAUAAUGCCUUAAUUGACCUCUCGCUUGAAGAUGACAUGUUAUCUGAGGACCACAGCCAGCCAACACAUUCAGCUGAGGCUGAAGCCUUAUCUGAGGUGCCCUAUGAUGGAGAUAUUCCUGAUUCCAUGUUUGAGAUCUUAACAGACAGCAUCUCUUCUAUGCCAUCUUUAUAUUCUGUAAUUCCACCUGUGACAGAUGCUAUUGAGCUAACAGAACUGGACAAAUGUGAUCCAGACUCACCCGAUCUUGAAUCUAAUGCACUCAGCCUUGAAUUUCUGGAUAAUGUAACAAAUGUAGAAACAGACAACGUAGACGGUGACCCUGAGGCUAUGGAGACACAGCGAGCCGAUGUUACACCCACAACAGGUAACACAGAAGACUCAGACACACUCAGAGUUUUAGAGAGCUUAGAUUUGCAUCAAAAUCAGGAGGUAACCAAUUCACAAAGUAAGUCGGACAGUUUGCAAAUGGUUAAUUUAAGCCUAAAUAACAGUAAAGCUGACAACAAUCAAGAACUGAAUGCAAUGAGAGAAACCUGUCAGGAACAAGUCAGUGCUCAGCAAAAAGAGAGCAUGCUUGUGGAAAAUCUCACACCUUUGGACCAACUGAAUGACUCUUUGACUGCAAACUCAAGUGCAAUUGUAAUGGAUACACCUGAAGAAAAUGUAACAGCUCACGAUGACGGUCACAAUACACUGCCGAAUGUGGAAGAGAAACUUCACAGUUUGUCUUUGAAGGGAGGGGAGAGAUCGGAUUGCAGUUUGUCUACUCAGAAUCAAGUCAUACCUCAUUGUGCAAGUAAUCCUGAUUCUUUAGAGUCCACUCCCUUCACCUGUGCAGGUGAUCAGCUGACCGUGACGGGUGGACUUGUGGGGCCGGAUCUUACAGAGACCACAGAGACUCCCAGCCAAUUGCAUGAAGCUGCUGGAGAGGGAGAGGCGGAGUUUCCUGCUCCGCUUACACAUCAGGAGGAUUUCCAUCAGCUGACACCAUCACAGAUAGACCUGGCUCAAGAGCAACAAGUGAGCUCAGUCGCCCCCAGCUCUCUUCCCUCACACAGAAAUGUGUUUCCCUGUGGAGCCAGCCUGGAUGGGGAGGCCUACCUGACCUUGAUGGAGAAUAAUCCUGAUGCACCCAACAUUCCCAAACAUGCAGAAAUGACUCUGGAUCUGUGCAAGGCCUCAGAUGCUCUGCCGACCAAAUCGCUCCAUGACCAGAGGGUCCCAGUGGAUUUGAUAAACGUGCCUAUAGUUUCCACGACAGCCCAUAAAAGCGAGGAGCAGUCAGCUCUCCGAGCGGUUUUCCAGGCUUUGGAUCAGGACGGGGAUGGAUUUGUCCAUAUUGAGGAGUUCAUCGAGUUUGCAAAAGCAUAUGGAGCCGAACAGGUGAAGGAUCUGACACGGUUCUUGGAUCCCAGCGGUCUGGGUGUGAUCAGUUUUGAGGAUUUCCACAGAGGCAUCAGCGCAAUCAGCAAUGAAGGAUCUGAUCCAGACCUCUACAAGACUCAUCUCAGUGCAGUGGAAGUCAAUGGACCUCCAGAGGAGUACGACGAGCAGGCGGAGGUCUCAGACAGCGCCUAUCUCGGGUCGGAGAGCGCAUACAGUGAGUGUGAAACCUUCACAGAUGAGGACACGACGGCUCUGGUCCAUCCAGAACUCCAUGAGGAUGUGGAGACCGACAGCGGCAUUGAAAACACACUCACGGAUGGAGACGAUCGCAACAGGUUUACAUUGGGCUCUGAUUUGAAUGGCCACACCCUCGUGGCCGUGAUUGGAGGAGAGGAGGAGCACUUUGAGGAUUUCGGUGAGAGUAACAACAGUUCAGAUCUGCUGCCGGCCAAUCAGGAGGAUAGAGGGGCGGGGCCAGAGGGGGAGGGAAAUACAGAGCCACUCCCACAUCCAGACAGCCCACUGCCCCGCCCACUGAUGCUGCUGUCACCUAGCCCCAGCUCUUUUCCUGCUAGUUUCCAGAGUUUCCUUCAGUCGGAGGCGCUGGAGUUUUUCUGCACUCACUGUCAUAAGCAGAUCAGUCGUCUGGAGGAUCUGUCCACGCGACUGCAGUUGCUAGAGAUGAAUAGUUCCAGCAAGAGGCUGUCCAGUAAGAAAGCAGCAAGGCACUUGCAGCAGUCUUGCACUCUGGAUGUCAUGGGAGAUCUGACUCAAGACAUUUUGGACCUUGCAGAUCGUGAUAUCACAGACAAGGUGUUGCUGUUGGAGAAGCGCGUGUGUGAGCUGGAGAAGGACUCGUCGGAGAGCGAAGAGCAGCAUGUGCGCCUGCGGCAGGAGAACCUCACUCUCGUCCACCGCGCAAACGCUCUGGAGGAACAGCUGAAGGAGCAGGAGCUGCGCGCGGAGGACAACUUACUCGCACACACACGUAAACACAGAGAUGCUCUGAACAAACUCCAGCGAGAGAGAGACCUGGAGAUCGAGAACCUCCAGGCCAGGUUGCAUCAGUUGGAUGAGGAGAACAGUGAGCUGAGGUCAUGUGUUCCCUGUCUGAGAGCCAACAUCGAGAGACUGGAGGAGGAAAAGAGGAAACUUCAGGAUGAGGUAGACGACGUCACAGAUCGACUGAACGAAGAAAUCGAAUCUCGCAGGAAAAUGGCCGACAAACUGAGCCAUGAACGUCACACAAACCAGAAAGAGAAGGAGUGCACUCAGGGGUUGAUAGAGGACUUAAGAAAGCAGCUGGAGCACCUGCAGCUGUUUAAGUUGGAGACUGAAGCGAGAAGAGGCCGAUCGGCCAGCACCGGCCUGCAGGAAUACAACACUCACAUGAAAGAGAACGAACUGGAGCAGGAGAUUCGCAGACUCAAACAGGAUAACCGCAGUCUGAAGGAGCAGAACGACGAGCUGAACGGUCAGAUCAUUAAUCUGAGCAUCCAGGGAGCAAAGAGUCUUUUCACAGAGUCACUCUCAGAGUCACUCGCUGCCGAGAUCAACAACGUCUCCCGCGCUGAGCUGAUGGAGGCCAUCCACAAACAGGAGGAGAUCAACUUCCGCCUGCAGGACUACAUCGACCGCAUCAUCGUCGCCAUCAUGGAGUGCAACCCCUCCAUCCUGGAGGUCAAAUAAUCACCAUCAACUGAAACGGGAGGCGAGAGGCAUAAAGAACAGACUUGCAGAUGAUUUGAAGAAUCCAAUCAUUAUUUUGAUCAAAUAAUUUAAUAAUUCAGAGCACUGUUAGUUGAAUGAGUGUGUGUGUGUGUGUGUGUGUGUGUGUGUGUGUGUGUGUGUGUG